Messenger RNA from Acanthoscelides obtectus, 942 nucleotides. The record is from the annotation of a GenBank genome assembly. NCBI's taxonomy places the organism in Eukaryota, Metazoa, Arthropoda, Insecta, Coleoptera, Chrysomelidae.
AUGGAAUAUAGUAGAAGCAGUUUCUUGGAGCAGUUACUCUCGUUGUCGACCUUUGAAAUCUAUGUAACUGUGGCCAAGAUUUCUGCGUGUUUUCGAUUUCACUCUUGCUCUGCCUUCAAUAUUACGUUUUCUCCAUCUCGAUUUAUUUGGUUUUUCUGGAGUAAACAUCUUGCCUCUGCUUACAGCAACCUAAAAGCCAUUUUAUUGUUCUUCGGGGCUAUCAGAAAGUACUGCCAGCGUCGUCAUCGUAUUCAUCACAUUUCUCCUACGGUAACUAGAUUCCACUUUGUAAAUCUUGGAAGAAGAUCAAUUUUGUACAUAUAAUGUUGUAAAUAUUUCAAGUUCGAUGUUGUACUUGCUAUACGAGUUACAAUCAGAGAAAAUGUCGUCAUAAUGUAAUUCGAGGACAAAAAAGGCACUUAUGCUAUCUCCAUUUUAUGAAAUUACCCCAAAAGUGGGAAUGGUAUAUGGAAGUCAACUUUCAGUAGUUGACUUAUCCAUCUUAUGUCUCCUAAAUAAGUAUUGGAUCACAUGUACUGUUGACUACUAAUGACUAGAUACAAAUAGCUAGCUAAGUGCUUAUGUCUAAAACAACUAUCAAAUUUGAGAGUCAAAUAAAAACUCCUACAAAGCUAUCCGAUGGCUAAUGCUAUGCAGCAUUCAAAACAUGUUCCAGUGUACCUGGUGGAGGAGCCCAAUGAGCAGUUACUCGAGCGUCUAGUGAGUUUUGAAGAUUAAAUUUCAGAAAGGAGAAAAUACUAUAUGAUUUUAGUGGUGAGGCAGCAGCCUACAUGUUGUCAAGAAUCAAAAAGACAGCUACAUAAAAUACUUUAUGCGUUAAAUACUGAUAUUGUAUGUUAUGCCCCACAUGGUCUGUAAAUUAAGUGAUGAGACUGAUUUAUCUCUCGUACGAUAAGCUGCCGGUUUGUACCAGGAGGGCUA